Pimephales promelas (fathead minnow) is the source of this 7480-nucleotide messenger RNA. It is a transcript of the gene dennd4a, whose product is annotated as DENN domain containing 4A. Gene Ontology annotation, molecular function: protein binding. The record is from RefSeq and is a predicted model, not a curated record. NCBI's taxonomy places the organism in Eukaryota, Metazoa, Chordata, Actinopteri, Cypriniformes, Leuciscidae. Gene Ontology annotation, cellular component: cytoplasmic vesicle. Gene Ontology annotation, biological process: regulation of Rab protein signal transduction.
UGAUAAGCGCUUGCGCGAGUCUCGAGCUGAGCGCAUCUCUGAAAACGUAUAGAGAAGAUGAGGCACAACCCUCCCAGAGGGAUUGUUUAUACGUGAUGGAGGAAUAACUCAUUUGUUUGAUGAAAAUGAAUGGAAAUACACAACUCCCUUCUUCCGUUCUGUGAUUAUUAAUCAGAAUAACGGCGCGUGCUUCAAUGAGCGUGUCUUCUGAAUCGUCGUCCUACUGAAACACACACAUAGUCCUCAUUCUAUGGGGAUGAAAAUGGAGGAGAAAAGCCUUCGUGUAGCAGACUACUUUGUUGUGGCAGGACUCACCGACUCCUCUAAGCCUCUUGAUGAAUAUGUCCACCCGGAAGAUGGUGGUCACCGGAGCUCAGCACAGCUCAAGGCACCCAUCACUGAUGUGACGGUGGUGAUUCGCUCACUAGGUGAAGAGGUACCUCGAGGCUUUACCUGUGUGGAAUGCUCCCCCUCUGGACUCUCUGCCGAACUGAAUGGAGGAAGUCUCAUGGGGCCGCAGAUCUUCCUCUGCUACAGGAGAGGCAGAGACAAACCGCCACUCACAGACCUGGGCGUCCUUUAUGAGUGGAAGGAGAAAUUGAAGCCGGACUGUCAAAUAAUACAGACCACGCCCUCUGGCCGCCCCGCCAAUAUCAGUAGCUCCUCUUCUCAAAGGAUCUACAUCACAUAUCGGCGUGCCUCUGAAAAUCACUCUAACUCCACACUGGCUGUCACAGACAUCUGUGUCAUUAUUCCUGGCAAGGGAGAGACACCACCACAUGCUUUCUGCAAAGUGGACAAGAACCUCAACAGCAGUAUGUGGGGAUCCUCUGUGUACAUGUGCUACAAAAAAUCUUUGGCCAAAACCAACACACUUGCAUUCACAGCAGGUCUUUUGUCCAGAUAUCCAGAGGAGGACUACGAUUCCUUUCCUUUGCCCGAAUCCGUGCCCCUAUUUUGCCUACCGAUGGGAGUGUCCAUUGAGUGCUGGCCCUCUCAUACCAAAUACUCUCUUCCCGUCUUUUCAACAUUCGUUCUCACAGGCGCCUCUGGAGAAAAGGUUUAUGGUGCCGCCAUACAGUUUUAUGAGCCCUAUCCAGAAGAGCGUUUGACUGAGAAGCAGCGAUCUCAGCUCGGCCUGCAGGCUAACGGACUCAGGCCCGAUGGAUCCAUGACUGUCCACACCAACAAAAGCAUCUGCCUUCUCUCUCACUGGCCCUUUUUUGAUGCUUUCCGUAACUUCCUGACCUUCCUCUACAGAUACUCCAUCUCAGGUCCACACACUCUUCCCAUUGAGAAGCAUAUUUCCCAUUUCAUGCACAAGGUUCCUUUUCCUUCCUCUCAAAGGCCACGGAUCCUGGUGCAGCUGUCUCCACAUGAUAGCCUGAUGCUGAGCCAGCCUGUUUCCUCUCCGCUCCCUCUGAGUGGCGGAAGGCUCUCCACACUACUGUUGAACCUCGGCCCGAAGAAUGCAGUGACCCUGCUUGUGUUAGCUGUGACUGAACACAAGAUCCUGGUGCACUCCUUACGUCCGGCCGUUCUUACCAGCGUCACCGAGGCCCUGGUAUCGAUGAUUUUUCCCUUCCACUGGCCAUGUCCAUACAUUCCUCUCUGCCCGCUGGCCCUGGCAGAUGUGCUCAGUGCUCCAUGUCCUUUCAUCGUAGGGGUGGAUUCGCGGUACUUUGACCUCUAUGAGCCACCGACGGACAUAAGCUGUGUGGAUCUGGACACCAACACUAUAACUCAAAAAGAAGAGCGCAGAUCCCUGACCUGGAAGAUCCUGCCAAGAAAAGCCUGUAAACAUUUGAUCAACACCCUCAGCAAUCUCCACCAGCAACUGGAUGAGGGUUAUCAGCUAAGCCGUGAGGAAGGACAGAUGGAGGCCUUCAUGACCGAGCGAGAACCUGGCAGUGGUGGGAAGAGUCUGGAAACCUUGGAGCUGGAGAUCCAGGAGGCUUUUCUGCGCUUUAUGGCUGCCAUCUUGAAGGGCUACCGCUCGUACCUGUUGCCCAUCACUCAAGCUCCGUCUGAGAAAGCAACUGACGCCAGUUCACUCUUUGAUUUGCAAGGCUUUUUGAAGAGUCGUGAUCGAUCACACCAAAAGUUUUACUCCCUCAUGACCAAGACUCAGAUGUUCAUUCGUUUCAUCGAAGAGUGCUCUUUUGUCAGCGAUAAGGAUGCGAGCCUUGCUUUCUUUGAUGACUGUGUUGACAAGUUGUUCGGCACAGAGAAAGGAGGGAAGGUGGACAGCGAUAAGCCAGAGGACACAAGGCUUAUUGAACUUGACAAAUCCCACCGUAGCGAGCACACGGUCUACAUCACCCCACCAGAGCUGCCGGCACUUCCAGAGGGAGAGGAGCCACCUAUGGUUCAUAGCUACAGUGGGUUCCCUGUACUGAACACCCAACUCUGUGAGCUUCAGGAUGGUCCCAGAGUCCCCAAAGCAACAUCAGCCAUGAGACACAUCAGUCCCAUCAGCCCAGCUGCUAUUUUCAGGCGCUCCCAACAGGAGAUCAAAUCAGCCCAGAGGAUGGCUAAGACGUACUCCUCCAUCCCACAGAUGUGGUCCAAGUGUCUUCUCAGGCAUUGUCACGGUCUGUGGUUCAUCUGCUUGCCCGCGUAUGUCAGUGCCUGUCACUCUAAGGUGCGUGUGCUGCAUACUGCCUACGACGUGCUGAGAAAUAUCCAGGACAAAAAGUUGCAGCCCCCUGAUGAGGUGUGUUACCGGGUCCUGAUGCAGCUGUGUGGGCAGUAUGGACAGCCUGUUCUGGCUGUCCGGGUUCUUUUUGAGAUGAAGAAAGCCGGAGUGCAGCCUAAUGCCAUAACCUAUGGAUACUACAACAGGGCCGUUCUGGAGAGCACAUGGCCUUCCUCAACCAGAGGGGGAUACUUCCUGUGGGGAAAGUUGAGAAAUGUGGUUCGGGGUGUGGUGCUGUUCAAACAAGUAUGGAGGAGGCAGACCACCCAACAGAAAGACACCCAUCUCUCUGAUGCCAGUGAUCUCGACAGUGUCAGCCAUGGCAGUCUGGACAGCUCUAACGAUUCUGCAGAGCGAGCUUCCAUUGAUACUGACUUCACUAAAAUGGAUUCCAGUGAUGACAGAUCCAGCACAGGUGGUCAGUCUGAUCAGGGCUAUGACUCUCUGUCUAAAGAGGAGGUGAGGUUAGGAGGAGGUGAGGAGCAGAACUCAUCUCCAGACAUGAAAGAGAAGAAGGACAGAAACUCUUGCUCAAUGUCUCAGACUGUCCUUUCAAAGAUCGAGGAUUCAUCCCUUCUGGUUAGAACCCAUCCAUCUGCAACCAAUGGUGAAACCAGUCAUUUCCUUUCUGAAGCCCUCCCAAAGACAAAAAGGCCAAACUCCCUGGAUAUUUUCGGAGAAAAGCCUGUAAGGCCCAGAACACUGGAUCUAACCCCGAAUAAGAUGGUAGAAGGACUCUGUACUGAAUCUGUUGAAGCACUGAUAGAAACGGAAGCAGUGGGGGGCGUUGUGAGCCCAUCUAAAGUUGCCGUGGAGAGGACUGCUAGCUGCAUGGUUGCCAUGGAAAAGAGUGUUGCCAUGGAGAGGGAGCACAUCGGCGUGGAGAGGAGCGUGAGCUGCAGCGGCGCUCUUGGUCGAGUGGUUAAGAGGACGGGUAUUGAAGCAGGGUUUGAUCCUCUGUCCCUCAUGGUGGCUGAGACUAACGUCCACAGGGAUAAUGCGGACACCCCCACCGCCCGCCGAGACCUGGCUGAGGAGAUUCAUCACUACAUGAACAACAUGAGUAGCCCGUUAAGCCAGCGGUCUCUCAGUGUGGACCUCAAGGGGCACCAGACCCCGUCCCCACACAGCUCUCCCUGCUCCUCUCAGCUCCAACCUCAGCCACGAACACGACUCUUCUCCUCGCCUUCCCUUCCUCAGGGACGAGUGCGAAGGGUCAGGGAGCCGCGGCCCACCUCCCUGGCCUCCCCUUCCUCACCUACUCCCUCCUCUUUCUCCAUGGACUCUCUGCUCACCCCGACCCUGGACGUGUUCAAGAGCAGCUUCCUCUCUGCUGGGAAGGGCGUCGCUGAGAAAGCCAGCCGACUGUAUUCACGGCUUUCCUCCCAGACGUCCAUUGCACAGGAUUUAAACUCUGACCGGGUCAGUGUGUCUUCACUGGGGUCAGGUGACCCUGAUUGCUCCUCUCUGAUGGAGAGUGACUCCUGUGUAGAUCCUGAGGGGCUCUCUUCCCCCCAGCGUGAUGCCAUUCAGCCCGUCAUGCGUCCCAAAAGAAGCCCUUACAGGAGCGGCCACUGCCUAGAAAGCCCAUCCGCAGCACCUCGACUCUUCCGCCAGUCCUCGCUCACUGGUCCAUCACUGACUAUAACGAAAGCUCUGCAGACCUCAGACGUGUGUUCAGAUUCCAGCUUCACUCAGUCCACGCAGAAUUACGCCAUUGAAGUACGUAUGUCCAGUUGUUCACACUGUAACACCUGUGAGAGUUUGGUGUAUGAUGAAGAGAUCAUGGCUGGUUGGACAGCUGACGACUCCAACCUCAAUAGCACGUGCCCUUUUUGUGGCUCUCCAUUUCUGCCCCUGCUCAAUGUGGAAAUCAGAAACCUGGGUGACCAGGAAAGAUCCCCCUCUCAAGACACACAUACUUGCCAGACAGACACUGAAGAUGAAGUUCCACAAGUUUAUGAUGUCACUGGCAAUCUAUCCUGCAAUGGCAAAAAAGACCCGGAGCCAGUCACCGUUCCCUACCUGAGUCCUCUGGUGCUUUGGAAAGAACUGGAGAGCUUGCUGGAAAACGAGGGAGAUCAGGCCAUCUCAUCUGCAGCUAUUGUGGAUCAUCACCCCAUUGUGUUCUGGAAUCUGGUGUGGUGUUUCCGUAGGCUGGACCUGCCCAGCAGCCUGCCCGGACUCUAUCUGAGCUCCAAACACUACAGCAAAGUUGCUCAGCCUCUGCAAAGUUUUGCAUCAGAAGACAGUAAAAAUGUCUUGGUCCAGAUCCUGUGGGACAACCCCAGACUGCAUCAGGACCCCAUUCAGCCCUGCUACUUGCUCUGGAAAUCAUAUUGUGCAAAUCCUGCGGGAUCUGCCGCCCUGUGGGAGGAGGAGCAGGCUGUGAGCUUAGAGCUGCUGCAGGGGGUCGUGAAGAGCAUCCAGAGGAACGAUGUCUAUCAGCCCAUGAGUCAGAUACUGCAGAUACUGGGCACCAGAUUGGGCUUCAAAAGGCAACGGAGCUUAUAUAGAGACAUCCUGUUCCUGUCUUUAGUGGCUUUGGGCAAGAGUAGCAUAAGUAUCGAUGCCUUCGACCGUGAAUACAAAAUGGCAUAUGACCGUUUGACACCCAGCCAGGUCAAAAUGACCCACAAUUGUGACCGGCCACCCAGCGCUGGAGUCAUGGAGUGCAGGAGAACAUUUGGGCUGCCCAAUCUGUGAUUCACCUCCUCUCAUUCGUCCCUCCUUCCUCACAUCCAUCACACAGGAAGGCAUCCUAGAUGUCCAAGGCCCAUCCAAAGAAGCAACUCUUUCAUUCCUGCGAUCCUGAACAUUCAGCGUUACUAAAGCUACCUCUGGCUCCCAUGAGGACUCCUUCGAAACCGUUCCUGUCUGUCUAUGUGACUGUUGUUCUUCAUACACUUCCUGUGAAUAUGCCACCUUAUUAUGUAUAUGAUAAUUAUAUUCCCCCUUCACUUUUGCUCUGCCUAACGUCUUGACCCUCGACCCACUUUGGAAGCUUUGGGUCGUAUUCGAAUCGUCUAGCACCGCUCAGGUAAACUUGAGUUCAGAGGUCAUUGUAGAUUAGGAGCAAUAUCAUUGUGCUCAGGUCAUUCCAUCGCUCCAUCCGUUCACGUUGAGUGAAUCAUGGAGUGGAUUCGGGACCAGUAGCUGUAGAACAAUCAAACUGAUCACGUUUAGGACGCGUAGAAGCACAAUGGGCGACCCCAACAAACACAGUCCUUUCUUGGGCGUCUAGUGGAACUUGUAUAUUUCACAUGCUAAGAGACUUUUGUGUACAUAGUCUAUUAUUAUUUUGAAUAUUUGUAUUAUACAAUUAUAUUUUAAGACUGGAAUUUGUUAAUUGACAUGUCUCCAUUUGUAAAGACUGUUCGUAGUGUAUAGGUUCCUCUUUUGAGCGUGUGCUGUUUGUCGUCCUGGUCCUGGAGACCAGUCGUAUGGUGACCGUCAGUGACACUGUUGUCUUGAGGUACAGAACUGGACCAAAUAUAAACUCCUGACUCACAGUUUACAUGUUGAGAAAUAUGUUUGAUGAGAUUUUUGAACUAAGAAACGCCUUACCUUGGGGCAAAGAACAGUAUGAAGACAAGUUUCCAACAGGUUAUAAAGAGUUAAAAAAUGGACUGUUAAUAUAAAUAUGAAGUCAGCAUUUUACACACAUUCAUGUGUGCCAUGAAGGUACGUCAUUUUUUUUUUAAACAUUGCUUUAUAUUGUGCAAGGAUGCAUAAACAUGGGUCCCUGUUGUCAAGCUCCAUAAAGCAAAGUACCUGAAGCAUACAAGCACUUAUUUUUACUCGGUUAACUCUUUUCAAAUUAAAUAUGUUGUAACUGGAACUAUUAUAUUUUAAUACUUUUCAUUUUUUAGCAUAAUGUUAAUUGAAGAUGCACUUUGAGUUGUGGGGUUAAGAUUUCUCAAGUUUAAAUGCUCCUAACAAGCGCAGUGGAUUAUGGAAAAAAUAAUUAUACACAAUGACAUAUUGAUGUUAAUGCCUCAAGUGAACAAACAAACAGAUAAUACUGCCCUAAUAACUUUGUUUAUUGACCUGAUGCUGUGUAAAACUACAAAAAUGUACAAUUUAUGCUGCUGUUAAUAUUUUAGCAGUUUUUCUAUCACCUGCUUUUUACAUUCAUAUGGCAUGGUAGUGAAACGAACUGACCUAUUUCAUGACAAGCUACAGUAAUUUAAAGCAGUUAAUGUGUAAGGUGAUAUAUUACAUUGUGCUUUACAUAUCACUCCUUUUGUUACUUCUAAUUUAUAUUUGUGUAUAUCAUUAUGUCAGAUCUGAGCCAGGUCUUUAAAAUUGUUUAGAACUGUAAGUAAACACACUUAAAUCGAUUCCAGUAUGUUUUUGUUGCUGUCACUGGUUUGUUCAAUGAAAGAAAGGGGCAGAAAGUCGCAUUUGAAACGGCAUUUAAUUUUGUACUGACCCAACAAGUGAAUAUUUACAAAGAGCAACUCACAAGAGAGACAUUCGAAAAGAACAAUCAUUCCCUCUAUUCACAACUGUUUAAACAGCAGUGUGACAUUUGUAUGGAAAUACACAACUGUUUAUAUCAGUCAUCCUGAUUACAUUAGAAUUUGUAAAGAAUUCUUGUUACAUGCUUGAGAUUCUACAUUUAUGAUGGAAAAUCAUAUUUUACAUACAGCACAACAUCUGCAUUUAAAAUGCUUGCUAAUGACAAUUUUCCAUGUUACAAAAAUAAUUCCAUUGCAAAAUGAUUAAAUUACAUCAUUUACAAUAAGCUCACAAUUUCUCCCAAUGUGGUGAAUUCUG